AGAGAGAGAGAGAGAGAGAGAGAGAGAGAGAGAGAGAGGAGGAACGAAAGAACGCGGUCGCUCCCAGAGAUUUCGAACUGCACUGCAAACGGGGACCACAGUCCUUACUGAGCCGGAGUUUGACUACGUACUCGCGGCUGAGAGACUUUGGGGUCUGCGCAGUUGGUCGCUCACCACCACCACCACCACCACCAGCAUCGCCACCAUUUCCACCACCAUCACCGUCGUCGUCGCCGCCACCGCCGUCGCCGCCGCCGCCGUUGCUGCCACCACUGCCAUCGCCUCCACCACCAUCGCCGCCGCCGCCGCCGCCGCUGCCGCCGCCGUUGCUGGCCGUCGCCGCCACCGCCGCUUCAACCCCAAACCUCCAUGGCAGCUCUCGACGCCAACCCUAACCUGCUCCACCCGGCAGCGCCCUAACUUCGCCGCAUGGAGAGCGUCGCCUCGAGUCACGCAUCGCGCGAUGGUCAAGAUGAGGGUGUUGCGUCUGCUCGUGGUGUGCCUGGUCGCUUCGACGUUCGGCCUGAACGAGGAGGAGCUGCUGGAGCAAGAGUGCCCAGUAGACUGCCACUGUCACUACUUUCGCAUCAACUGGGUGACGGACUGCUCGGAUAGCAACCUGACGACCAUCCCGUACGGCGAGCUCAGCCAGAACGUCUAUAUCUUAGACAUGAACGAUAAUAAUAUCGCAGACCUCGGCCCGUUUCCCAGCUCCAUCAAGCUGAGGCGCCUCCAGAUGGCGCACAACCGAUUGACCGAGCUGUCGUACGAAUCCUUCGCCGGAUUAACGUACCUCCUGGACGCGGACUUCUCGCACAACGCCAUCAGGCGCGUCGAUCCCGAGGCGUUCCGGGACAGCCCGGGUCUGAUCACGUUGGAGCUGCAACACAACCCCCUGGACGUGGUCGAGGGACCGUUCCUCAAUUGCCGUACGCUGCUCUACCUCGACCUGAAUUCGUGCGGUAUCCGCCAGCUCGACACGCGCUUCUUCUACAACACGACGAAUUUGAAUAAGCUCGACCUGUCGCACAAUCCCCUGCAGAGGAUCGAGCCGGGUCCGUUCGAUCACCUCACGAACAUGGAAUAUCUCAAGCUGAACGGAUGCAACUUAACCUACAUAUCCUCCGAGGCGUUUUCCCACCUGGAAAAUUUGCGACAGCUGGAGAUAGCGGACAACGCGCUGAAGACGUUGAAUUGGCGGAACCUUCUCGCGCCGUUGGUGCGCUUGGAGCAUCUCGAUAUCCGCGACACCGGCGUCACGAACUUACCGGGCGACGCCUUCGCCAAGAACUUGUAUCUGCGACAAUUGGUCCUCGCGGACAAUGAGCUGUGGCAUUUGGACGUCGAAGACACCCUCGGUCACAAUCUGCACAGUCUUCAGUCGCUGGACCUGUCGAAUUGCAAUCUGCAAGAUCGCCUGUCCGAGGAGGCCUUCAGAAACGCGAGCAAGCUGCGUGUGUUGAACCUGAGCGGCAAUCCGAUGUUCGCCAGCGACUUGACCGCCGUCCUCCGCCACUUGCCGAAGCUCCAUAAGCUCUCCCUCAGCAAUUGCAGCCUGCGGAGAUUGCCGAAUGCCUUCGACAUCUUCGAGAAUCUCGAGGAGCUCGAUAUCUCCCAUAAUCCACUUUCCGACGCAUUCGUCAGUCUCCUGAAUCCGUUAAGAUCGCUCGAGUACUUGGACAUGUCGUACUGCGACCUCGGUUACGUCGGCAACAAUACUUUCGCGCAAAUGACCUCGCUGAAGCAACUGAUCCUCUCGGGCAACGAGCUACACACGCUGCAGGAAGGACUGUUCGCGAACCUGACGCGCCUGGAGAGCUUGGAACUGAACAACUGCGACCUGAAAGUACCGCUGGACCCAAAGGUCUUCGGCAAUCGCCUCUCGACGAACAUAAUCGAGCUCAAGCUCAGCGGUAAUCCGCUGAGCGUGCCCGACGAGGGCUCGCUGUUAUCGACGCAGCUGUCCAAUCUGGAGAUUCUGGAUCUCAGUAACUGCGGCAUCUCCCAUCUGAACGAGAACAUAUUCGCCGCGAUCAACAAUCUCACGCAGCUAAAUCUCUCGGGAAACACCAUCUCCGGCGUGGAGAACCUUAGUUCUCUGAGGAAGCUGCACGCGUUGGAGCACGUAGAUCUGAGCAACAACAACCUGAGCACGAUCAAUCCGAGUGUGUUUGGCUCGAACCCGCGCUUGUUGUCCAUCAAUCUUAUGGGCAAUCCGUUCAUCUGCAACUGCUCCAUCGCGGAGACGUGGGACUGGGCCGUGCAAGAGAAGGGCGACCUCCACGUGCUGGUCGGCAGCCAGCCGGCCAACUUCGAGACCGGCUCCGCGAAACGACGGAAGAAUCUCUCCUGCUCCUAUAAUGAAGAGACCUAUCGAAGCAUGACGGCCGGUAGUCAGGCAGCCGCGAGUCGCAAGCACUACCCCAGUCUGUUCACACCGUCGCGUACCUGGGCCAAAUAUGUCCGCGAGUCCAACUGCAGUCGGCGCUCAUGAUACGCGACGACCUACCAGCACCCGAUGUUGAACGUCUACUACUACAAAAUAUGCAAGCAUAAACAGAAAUUAUGAGCCGAGUCACUACUGCUGUUGAAUACUACUAUCGCGCGACAUCUCCGUACAAGUCAUGGCGCAGCGAUACCAAUGGGCGAUUUAUACUUUUGUGGCAUUAUCUUUUUAGUCAUAGCACUUAAGGCCAGAUCUGACGUGUGUAGCUUGCGUUCUUAGAAGAUACACCCGCAUUGAGAUGUUGCUUAACAAGUAAGUCUCAUAAAUACUCGGUUUUGUAUAUAAUAUAUAUUAUACUGUCUUUCUUUUUUUUUUGUACAUAUCGUAAGGAUUGAUUGUCGCUCUAAAUGUCUUGUUGUAUCCAACUCGAUAAAGUAGUGCGCUUAGGCGGGUGUUGGAACGAUCAGCUAGCAAUGAACGGCGUUAGAUGAAGAAAGAUUGCGGGGGGAAAAGGAGAGAAAUCGCAACAGUAGAAUUCAAUUAGAGGGAAAGAUACGCAACGGAUUAGCAAACGAGAGACGUUCCUCGAUUUCGGGUUCGAGGAUCAAUGUCACUGAAAUUUCGCGCGUACCCAUAGUCGUCCUCGAUCUCGGAUUAUCGCGCAGCGACGAUAACGCGCUGAUUCGUGUUGCUUUAGUCAUAAAUUGUAAAAGACUGUGUUUAAUAAAGUUUCGUCGAUCCUUCUUGAUA
Messenger RNA from Harpegnathos saltator (Jerdon's jumping ant), 3196 nucleotides. RefSeq names its product leucine-rich repeat-containing protein 15. The record is from RefSeq and is a predicted model, not a curated record. Gene Ontology annotation, cellular component: extracellular matrix. Gene Ontology annotation, molecular function: protein binding. The coding region runs from base 464 to 2494 and encodes 676 amino acids. NCBI's taxonomy places the organism in Eukaryota, Metazoa, Arthropoda, Insecta, Hymenoptera, Formicidae. The transcript has 3 exons.